Anoplopoma fimbria (sablefish) is the source of this 3428-nucleotide messenger RNA. Its product is annotated as scavenger receptor cysteine-rich type 1 protein M160-like. The transcript has 13 exons. The record is from RefSeq and is a predicted model, not a curated record. Gene Ontology annotation, cellular component: membrane. Bases 152 to 3100 code for a protein of 982 amino acids. NCBI's taxonomy places the organism in Eukaryota, Metazoa, Chordata, Actinopteri, Perciformes, Anoplopomatidae.
CCGCCCGCGGACUAAUACGAGCAGCAUUAGGUUGGUGAAAGGGCCUGUUCAGAGUCCAGUUACAAGACUGUGUGCGUGCAAACAACCAAUUCAGAGGAUACAACUGACCGUCUCAUUUCAGAGAGCGCAAGAUAUACACUGAGGACAACACAUGAGACCAUCAGAGCAGAGAGACAGACAGAGAGACAGACGGGCAGAGAGACAGACGGGCAGAGAGACAGUCUACCUGGACGUCAUGGAUCACCUGUUGAUGCUGUUGCUGUUGCUGUUGCUGUGGAGCUCAGGACUCCAGGCUGAAGGACUUCACACAUCAACAGAGUCUAUCAGGUUGGUGGGAAGAGACAGUCGCUGUGCAGGAACACUGGAGCUGAAACAUGAAAGAUCCUGGAAACCAGUAAAGGGCUCUGGCGUGACCCUGAAGGCAGCAUCUAUUGCCUGUAGAGCUCUGGACUGUGGCUCUGCUGUUUCUGUAGGAUGGAGAAAGGAGUCCUCAGAGAGAGCUGUGUGGUGGAUCAAGUCUGACUGUGUUCAUUCAGGAAAUGAUCUGAGGGAGUGUUUAACAACAGAUGACUCUACCUUCAUGCUGGAUGUCACCUGCUCAGACUCCAGACCUGUCAGGCUGGUGAAUGGGACUAGUCUGUGCUCAGGUAGACUGGAGGUGAAGUCCAACCACUCUAACCAGUCCAACCAGUCCAACCAGAGGUGGUCCUCAGUGUGUGAAGAUGACUUUGACCAGCAGGAUGCAGAGGUGGUCUGUAGGGAGCUUGGCUGUGGGGCUCCUUCAGUCCUCCAGGGGGCGCUCUAUGGAGAAGUGGAGGCUCCAAUGUGGACCAAAGAGUUCCAGUGUGGAGGCCAUGAGUCUGCUCUCCUGGACUGUAGAAGCUCAGGCUCAGAUAGAAACACCUGCUCACCUGGCAAAGCUGUUGGACUCACCUGCUCAGAACCUGUCAGGUUGGUGGGAGGAGCCAGUCGCUGUGCAGGAACACUGGAGGUGAAACGAGUAUUCUGGAAACCAAUAGAAUACUCUGACUGGAACCUGAAGAAAGCAUCUGUUGUCUGUAGAGAUCUGGACUGUGGCUCUGCUGUUGAUGUAAGACGGAGAGAGUCCUCAAACAGAUAUGUGUGGAGGAUCGACUAUAACUGUGAUAAGACUGUAUCUGAUAUGAGGGAAUGUUUAGUAUCAUAUUCCUCUUCCUCCAUCGUGUAUCUCACCUGCUCAGACUCUGUCAGGCUGGUGGAAGGGACUAGUCUGUGCUCAGGUAGACUGGAGGUGAAGUCCAACCAGAGGUGGUCCUCAGUGUGUGAAGAUGACUUUGACCAGCAGGAUGCAGAGGUGGUCUGUAGGGAGCUUGGCUGUGGGGCUCCUUCAGUCCUCCAGGGGGCGCUCUAUGGAGAAGUGGAGGCUCCAAUGUGGACCAAAGAGUUCCAGUGUGGAGGCCAUGAGUCUGCUCUCCUGGACUGUAGAAGCUCAGGCUCAGAUAGAAACACCUGCUCACCUGGCAAAGCUGUUGGACUCACCUGCUCAGAACCUGUCAGGUUGGUGGGAGGAGACAGUCGCUGUGCAGGAACACUGGAGCUGAAACAUGAAGGAGACUGGAGUCCAGUAUAUGGCUAUGGCUGGACCCUGAAGACAGCAUCUGUUGCCUGUAGAGAUCUGGACUGUGGCUCUGCUGUUGAUGUGGAAUGGAGAAAGUCCUUAGAGAGAUCUGUGUGGAGGAUCGACUAUAACUGUGUUCAGUCUGGAUCUACUCUGAAGGAGUGUUCAACAUCAUAUUCCUCUUCCUCCAUCGUGUAUCUCACCUGCUCAGACUCCAGACCUGUCAGGCUGGUGGAUGGGACUAGUCUGUGCUCAGGUAGACUGGAGGUGAAGUCCAACCACUCUAACCAGUCUAACCAGUCCAACCAGAGGUGGUCCUCAGUGUGUGAAGAUGACUUUGACCAGCAGGAUGCAGAGGUGGUCUGUAGGGAGCUUGGCUGUGGGGCUCCUUCAGUCCUCCAGGGGGCGCUCUAUGGAGAAGUGGAGGCUCCAAUGUGGACCAAAGAGUUCCAGUGUGGAGGCCAUGAGUCUGCUCUCCUGGACUGUAGAAGCUCAGGCUCAGAUAGAAACACCUGCUCACCUGGCAAAGCUGUUGGACUCACCUGCUCAGAACCUGUCAGGUUGGUGGGAGGAGCCAGUCGCUGUGCAGGAACACUGGAGCUGAAAUAUCAAGGAGACUGGAGACCAGUAUAUGGCCCUGGCUGGACCCUGAAGGCAGCAUCUGUUGCCUGUAGAGAUCUGGACUGUGGCUCUGCUGUUUCUGUAGAAGAGAGAAAGUCCCUAUGGGGAUCUGUGUGGUGGAUCAUCAUUAACUGUGUUCAUUCUGGAUCUGCUCUGAGGGAGUGUUUAAUAUCAUAUUCCUAUACCUUCAUCCUGGAUCUCACCUGCUCAGACUCUGUCAGGCUGGUGGAAGGGACUAGUGUGUGCUCAGGUAGACUGGAGGUGAAGUCCAACCACUCUAACCAGUCUAACCAGUCCAACCAGUCCAACCAGAGGUGGUCCUCAGUGUGUGAAGAUGACUUUGACCAGCAGGAUGCAGAGGUGGUCUGUAGGGAGCUUGGCUGUGGGGCUCCUUCAGUCCUCCAGGGGGCGCUCUAUGGAGAAGUGGAGGCUCCAAUGUGGACCAAAGAGUUCCAGUGUGGAGGCAAUGAGUCUGCUCUCCUGGACUGUAGAAGCUCAGGCUCAGAUAGAAACACCUGCUCACCUGGCAAAGCUGUUGGACUCACCUGCUCAGAACCUGUCAGGUUGGUGGGAGGAGCCAGUCGCUGUGCAGGAACACUGGAGCUGAAAUAUCUAGGAGACUGGAGACCAGUAGCAGCUAUCGGUACCGUGACCCUGAAGGCAGCAUCUGUUGCCUGUAAAGAUCUGGACUGUGGCUCUGCUGUUUCUGUAGGAAAUAAUGAGAAGUCCUCAUUGAGAUCUGUGUGGUUUAUGAAGCGUCGCUGUGUUCAUCCUGGAUCUGCUCUGAGGGAGUGUUUAAUAUCAACUUCCUACUCCUACAUCCUGGAUCUCACCUGCUCAGGCCAGAAGGGGGAGGAAGCCGGGCAGACGGGAGAACAUUGAGCUGGAUGAGUUUAACCUGGGUGUUCCUGCAGCUGAAGAAGAAGGAGCUCAGGGAGCAGAGUAGCUCCUCCAAGGAGCUCAUCUCACAUCCAGAUGGAUUUCUAACACACAGCCACCAUCAGCUCACUUUAUACCAUGUUCCCUUUAAACAAGAAGAGAGAUGAAAUGAAGAAGAUCACUUUGAUAAAUGUAUCUCUAUCAUCUCCUAUGUUCAAAGAAAACAAACCAGUUUAAUAAACUAUGAAACUCUGUGGAUGAGCUGAAUGUAACAGACAGUUUUCUGGUAACAAUCAGAUAAAGAUUGUAAGUCAUAACUCUGAUAUGUCUC